AUGGAUUAUGACCUGUGUAAACCGUUUAGUGAAUUAAGAAAGUAUUAUCCCGAUGAAUUAGGAACAUCUUCAGAACACGAUUUUCAUCAAAAUGGGAAUAUUAAGGAAUACUGCCCUAAUGGAGUUACAGGAAAUAAAUGUGAGACUGAGCCCGAUAAAAUUAAGGCUGGAUGUUUAUGGUUGUUUGAGCAAUUGUUUGUGGAAAAAAAAAAAAAAAAUAUCAGUAUAGUUGAAUACAUUAUCAUAUGGUUAAGUUAUAAACUAAAUCAAAAUACAUAUGACGGAAUCAACAGUCUAAAUGAUUUUUACACUGAAUGUAUAGAAAAUAAUAUACAUUAUACUAAUUGUAAACAAGGUGGUCAAGAUUGUAGUGGUUCAUUAUUUCAUAAUACAGGUUAUAAAAAUUAUAAGGAAAUCAUAAAUGGAAGAAAGGGAUUGUUGAGUACUAAUAUUAAUAAUAUGUCUAAAAUUUAUGAUGCAUUUAAACCAUUAUGUAACGUGUAUACUGAACUUAAAGCAAACAACACAAUAUCUGAGGAAUCUUUAGAAAAUGCUAAAAAAUUUGUUGAAAAAUAUAAUGAACUUAAUGUUUCUGAUAUGAAUAAAGAUGGUCAUUAUCAUCAAGUAUUGUCUACAUUAUUAAAUGAUUACAAUAAUUUAAAAGAGUAUUGUGAUAGUAAUAACAUUAAUUGUAGCAGUAUUACAUUCCUUACAUCGACAGAAACAGAAGAAAGUGGUGUGCAAAGUUCUGAAGAGAUUUGUUAUGUUACAUUAUCAAAUUUGUCGAUAGUAAAAAAAUUAAUUCUAGCUUUAUUAAUAUUCAGUGCAAUAUCAAUCUUUUUGGGAAUUUUUUUUAAGUGUUCGUUAUUUGCAUUACGGAAAAGAGCUCAAAAACAAUAUUUAAGAGAAAAUGUAAAAAAAUAA
Plasmodium yoelii is the source of this 924-nucleotide messenger RNA. Its product is annotated as PIR protein. Bases 1 to 924 code for a protein of 307 amino acids. The record is from RefSeq and is a predicted model, not a curated record. The transcript has 3 exons. NCBI's taxonomy places the organism in Eukaryota, Apicomplexa, Aconoidasida, Haemosporida, Plasmodiidae.